Molecule: messenger RNA, 7410 nt
Organism: Bactrocera dorsalis (oriental fruit fly)
Lineage: Eukaryota; Metazoa; Arthropoda; Insecta; Diptera; Tephritidae
Gene: Pcf11
Exons: 13
Coding region: 190-6753 (2187 amino acids)
Biological process (GO): termination of RNA polymerase II transcription
Cellular component (GO): mRNA cleavage factor complex; cytoplasm
Molecular function (GO): mRNA binding; RNA polymerase II complex binding
Source: RefSeq, a predicted model, not a curated record
ACAUUUGGUCGCCAUAUUGGCAAAGUAAAUUUUCCUGAAAAUCGGAGAAGUGAAGUAGACAACGUAGUAGUUGAGUGUUACGUGAAAAUAAGUGAUUUAUAAUACAAUUGAAAGUAAAUUUAAAGCAAUAAAAUAGUGCUGAUUGUAUAAUUAAGUGACUUCAAGUAAAAUUGAAGGAAUUCACUUAGAAUGGAAAUAUCUGUGAAAACUAAAGACGAAAAUGAAGCACGUGUGGCAGAGGAAUAUCUCUCCAGCUUGUCUGAUCUUACUUGCAACAGUAAACCCUUAAUAAAUAUGCUAACAAUGUUAGCAGAGGAAAAUAUUGGAUGCGCAUCAGUUAUAGUUAAAGUGGUGGAGCAACACAUCGCUAAGGUGCCGCCAGAUAUAAAGUUGCCUUUGCUAUAUUUAAUAGAUUCUAUCGUGAAAAAUGUGAAAAGCACUUAUAUUCAUCUCUUCAGUCAAUGUAUUGUGAACAUAUUUUGCGAUGUAUUCGAAAAGGUUAAUGAAAAAAUUCGUGAACGUAUGUAUGCAUUACGGUUAACUUGGAAUGAGGUUUUUCCAUCACAAAAACUAUACGCAUUGGAUGUAAAAGUGAAGCGGAUUGACAAUAAUUGGCCAAUCACAGCAAAGCAAGUACCACCGUCCAUCCACGUAAAUCCAAAUUUUCUCAAACCCAAUUAUGAUCUCAAAGUACAAGCCGGUGAUGUAGAGGAGAUAUUACAAGCCAAAACACGAGAACUGUUGGAAUUGAAAAAGCGUAAACUCGAAUUAGAACUUGAAGCGACCAAAAAGAGCUUGGAAGAACAAGAUAAACAGUUGUCGAAAGUAACAAAUGGCCUCAUGCCACCGGAGGCGGGCACUACAAUGGGCGGUUCGCGCAUGCCCGGCGUGCCAGCGCAAAUAAUGCCAGCUGGCAUAAUGCCACCUGGCUUGAUGUCUCAACACCACAUGCAUCCACGGCCUACACAUCCGGCAAUUGUGGGUGGUGGAGCGGUGCCACCAGCAGCACUUUUUCAUUCAAAUUUCAACCAAUCCAGAUCACAACAACAACCACCGCAUAUACCAGUUGGUAUGAUGCCUAUGCCGCCUCAGAAUUUCCCGCCUACGAGCACUGGCAACAAACCGAAAGUGCAUCCUGUAAAUCCCGCAUUAUUAAACACCAUAAGACACCGUGAUCCACGUUUGGCACGUCAACAGCAAAUACAAGAAGCAACGCCAUCAAUGCGUGGCUCAUCAAAGUCAAACACUUCGUCAUCAUUGCGUGGCGCCGAUGAUACAAAUAAAUCUGACAAUAAGUCAUCUUCAGCGUCGUCUUCGUAUCGCAAUGGUAGCAGCAGCAAAAGCAGUCGCGGUGAUUCGGGUAGUAAUACGAGUACGGAAAGCCGACGAAAAGGCAGCUCAUCACGUGAUAAGGAUAAGGAUAAAGAUCGUAAACGUAGCGAAUCAAAGAGUUCCACAUCAUCCGGUAGUUCGUGUUCCUCGGAGCGACAGAGAGGUACCUCAUCCAGUUCCGCAACUGGAACUACAAGUAGUCGCAGCAGUAAAAAAUCAACUAGUAAUAAAUGUGAUAAAGAUGCUUUUGAGAUUGCGCCACUUUCUACAACAUUCAAGCGUAAAUCCUCAACCGCAUCAUUGUCCGGCAACGAGUCAACAACGUCAAAAAAGAAGGAACUAAAACGCAAAACACACAGUACACAUACGUCACCAACCAGUAAGAAUCGUUCACGCAGUCGUUCGCCAAUUGAUAAAGCUACCGGUGCUAGCACAACAGUUGGCGUCGGCGGAAGCGGCGCAUUUUCGGAUCGUGAUGAUAGACAAAUAUUUUCAACAAAAAAACUGUCGAAAGCGAUCCAUUCUGAUGCCGAGCACGAGGAGGAGAUGCAGAAAAAUGCCGCCGCAUUAAAAGUAGAAAACAAAAAUAUUAAAAUAGUGGCCGACGGAUGUUUGGCAAUUGCUGCGCAAACGGACAUUGACUUAAGGCAUUUCCCCUCAAUCGCUGCGUACGCGCCACAAUUAGAACAGCUCGUAAUAGCUUCUGAAGCGGCGAAUCUUAAAAAUACUAUAACUACUACUACAACAACAACAUCAGCAAAAGUGUCGUUUAAAAUUCAGAAAUUGUAUAAUAAAUUAGACAAAUCUACAGCGCAACAACCGGCGACUACUGUUGCACUUGACUUCGACGACGAGAUGUCAACGACAGUAGCAGCAGCAACAACAGCAGGAGCGGCAAACAUAAUUAAAGGGAAAGAUGGCAACGCAGUAACAACGUUCUUGAAAACUGAAACUUUUUCUAAGCAUAAAGUUGAUACAGAUGAUAAUAAUGAUCAAGGUAGUGGUGGUGGUAGUGGUGUUAUUAGUGUUAGCGGUAGUGUUAAUGCUAAGCGUCACAGUAGCCUUGAUACUAAGGAACAGUUAGAAAGCAAGCAUAAAGCAGAGCCAUUGUCGCCAGAUACAAUGGAAAUUGAUAAAGCUGAUAGCGAUGAGAAGAAACGUGUCUCCACAUCAAGAACAGAUCUUGAAGAACCAUUGGCCAAGAAGAUUAAGCAAGCCAAAUUCGAUGCAUUAUUUGGAGACGAAGACGUAGAUUUGCGUACUUGUAUACCACCGCAGAUACUAGCCGUACAACAGCUACAACAUAAAUCACAACAAGAUACUAAGUCGCCAACACCGCCACCUCCUCCAUUUAUAACAGAGGAACAGAAUGCGGAAAGUUGGAAUAACUUGAAGACCUCAAAAAAUACAAAAGCAACAUCAUCACCUACGAAGAAAGCAUCGACCUUGGAUGACGUGCGUGCCAAACUGGCAAAAGCAACUAAAUACAGCAAAUUUAAUAAAUCAGAAAAGUUAAGUAAGGAUAUUACCCAGCGUGUUAAACUAUCAGAGCCACAAUUAAAUGAUGAUUCUCAGGAUGCCAACGACGAAAAAAUACGUACGAUUGUAGCACAGGCACAGGAGCUGUUAGAAACUAACUCCAUCAAUCAGGAUCAAUAUAAGAAUCUUAUGCAGAAAGUAAUGUCCAUCAACGAGACGAGCAAAUUGAAGGAGGCAAAGAAACGUGAAUCGCUUGAAGGCAGUGCUGCAACAAAAUCCAAGCAAAUUGAAGAGGACGAGGAAACUGCAGAAGAACAACGCGCCGCAGCGGCACGUGAAGCUGUUCUUAAGAAACGUAUACCAAAAUUGCGUAGACCUUCAGCCCCUACAAGCGACAAUAAUGCCAAUUCCAUGCCUACCACUGAACUAGUCAAUAGCAAUUCCUCUACAACACGUUCGCCCAUUUAUGAUGAGCGUAGCAAUGACAAUAGCGAUAUAGGUCCGUUACAGCGCUCCAAGCCACAAAGGGAGAAACGCUUGAAACCCACGAAAUGGGGUGAAAAAGUGGAUGGCGUCGCCAUUGUAGCUAAUAUACCGGGCAAUCCUAAUCCCCCUAAAUCAUGGACGAAGGGUAAUAUGAUGCGACCACAUCCUAAUAUCGGCGGCUACCGCGGUGGACCACCGCCAAAUAUGCCCAUCAUGCAUCCGCAAAUGCCUUGGCAAAUGCAAAUGCCGCCUGUUGUUGCGCCCGGUGGGCCGCCGUUUGUGAAUUCUGGCCCGAUGAUACGUAGCAGCGUACCACCGCCUCCACAAGCACCAAUGGUGCCGAUUAUACCAUUACCACCUAACAUUCCGAAACCGUGCAACUCUAUUGAUAAUCCGCAGGCCGAUUUAGUGCGCACCAUCACGAUUGAUGGACUCUCGAAAGAGAUACGGAUUUACGAUCAGGUAGCCAUUGUGUUCAUGGAAUUGGAUCAGCCACGUGAAAUCGGUUUUCAAGCGGGUCAACGUUCGAUCAUCAUUGAUGAUGAGCCACCAAUAGCGUUGCAAUUCAAUGAUGAUUAUAAAACGUUCAGCAUUAACGGUCAGCCACAUCGUUUGCGUUUCGGUUUUCCGUCGCGCGAACUGUACAUUGAUGAUCAGUGGUAUGAGAUAUAUUUCGGUGGACCGCCCGUCUCGAUACCCUUACAAAAUAGAAUACAUAUACUUAAAGCUGAAGGCCCGCCACCACAAGUGAAUAUCGGUGCGCUGCGUCGAGAUUUGGUUGUGGGUAAGAUCAAUAUGAUUGUUGAUGCACACAUUGUCAUACCGUUGUUCCUGGAUGCGAAACCGCAAAGCUUUAAAUUGGGCAAUCAAGAUCACACUGUACAAUUUGCUGAUAACCUAUUGACAGUUUUGCUGGAUGGCGAGCCCGCCAAAGUGGAGUAUGGCGGUUUGCCGAAGAGCUACGUACUGGGCGGUAAAAGUUACUUCAUACGGUUCGGCGCUUUGCCGCAAGGUUUGAAAGCAGGACAAAUCGUAGUUAAGGAUAUGAUUUAUGUGAAAACCGAGCCGCCAGCACCGGAACCAAUACAAACAAUCGCACCAGCAAUUCAGGCAAUUGAUGACCCACUACCUGAGAGUACACAAAAAGAUAUUGAUAAUAAGACUGAGCCGGAAAAAGAAAAACAAGAAAAUAGUAUGGACACAUCGGAAAAUGAUCAAUUGGAGGCGUCGUCAACUAAAACACCUGAAAGUGUAGAAGCAACGAGCGCAGUUAGUGAACCAGAAGUGGUUGGUACAGCAGGCAGUGGCAAUUCGGCUAUACCGAUAUUCUCUGCCACGGCAUUGAAUAAAAUUAAUAUCGAUGAGCUGUUCCAGAAACUAGUAUCCUCUGGUAUUUUGGGUGGAGCGGGCAAUGUUAUAGCAUCUAGUAACAAGGAUGCCGGAGUUUUGCCCUCAGCUGCCGCGCCUGAAGAGGAGCCACCUCAACCGGUUGCUAUACGCCCAAUCGACCUGACCAAAUCGGAAACAAUUAAAACACGCCAAUUGGCAAUUGUCGAUACAUUAUUCUCUGGUAUGCAAUGCAGCAGUUGUGGUGUGCGCUUUCCACCCGAACAAACUAUCAAAUAUAGUCAGCAUUUAGAUUGGCAUUUCCGACAGAAUCGACGCGAACGAGACCUAACACGGAAGGCACAUUCGCGUAAAUGGUAUUAUGAUCUAGCCGACUGGGUGCAAUAUGAGGAAAUUGAGGAUUUAGAAGAACGUGAAAAGAACUUUUUCGAAUCGCAGCAAAAUGAUGUGGAAGCAUCGGACGAGACGUCAAAUCAAAAGUGGCUAAAUUCACCGGCACCACUUAGUUGUCCGGCUUUACCAGAAGAUGUCGAUCGUGUCUGCGAUAUGUGUCAAGAGAAGUUCGAACAAUUUUAUCACGAGGAAACUGAGGAAUGGCAUUUGCGCAAUGCUAUUCGUGUGGAAGAUAAAAUAUAUCAUCCGUUAUGCUACGAAGACUACAAGGCUGCACUGAAUGCCAAAGAUGAAGAAAUAGAGGAAAAGGAUAAAGACAAGGCUGCAGAGGAAACAAAUACAGAUGAUGAUAUGAUUAUCAAAAUUGAAGGUGAUGACCAUAGCGAUGUUGAAGGUGUAAAAUCAACUGAUAACGCUCCGGAAGACGACGACGAUGAUGUUAUCGUCUUGCCUAAUGAGGAACCCUCUGUGACAGAAAUUGACGAUGACGAUGAAUAUGUACCAGAAAGUGUACCGCCAAUCGCAGAUAAAGAUUCCAUUGACAUUGACACUGAGAAUAACGGCGCAGAAUCAGUAGACGCAGAUGCGGAUGAGGAUGCCGCUGGAUCAGAUGUGGAAAUACAAGAGCCGCACAUUCCAUUCACAGACUUGGAUACAUAUGUGGAAAAGGAACAACCGGAUACCGACGAAACUUCACAAAUGUCAUUCUUUAACGUGAAAAUUAAAGAAGAACCAAAGGAUGACGAUGAGGAUGAAGAUGACGGUUUUGAGGAUGUUGGUACUGUGCUGAUACCACCUGAUGAAGAGAUCUCCAUACAGAGCAGUGAAGAAACACAAACUCAAACGAUUGCGUCUUCGACGUCCGGCAUGUCGCCUACUGCCGAACGGCCACCCUCCUCACAAUCACUUGUUCAAGUCGAUACAACGGAAUUCGCUGAGGGCACUAGUACAAAUACAGUAACCGCAACUCCGAUUGAUUUGAAUACCUCGAUUGAUGGCAAUCUCGGCAGCGAAGAUGAACAUAAUUUAUCCACGGUUGGUCCAUCACCUGCUAUACCAUUGGCUAGCUUAGUUAAUAAAAUUAAAAUAAAUAUAGCUAAGAGUAGUAUAACAGCAAAUAAUAGUAGUACUAGUAAUAAUAGUAAUAGUAAUAAUGGUGGUAGCGCCUCUGCGACAAGCACAACAAAUGCAACGACAGUCAACAACAUGCUGAUCAGUCCAACCAAAGGCUCAACGGUGUCUGAUGCGCAUACAACCGAUGAUAAUAAAGAUAACCCUAACGGUGCUGGUGGUGAAAAUACAACACCAUAUAGCCAUGUAUCAGCCAUAAGUGUUGUGUCCACAAUACCGGUACUAUGUGGCGGCGGUACGACUGGCGUACGUACCACUACCUUAGCGCCGGUGGUGUCGAGCAGCAGUAGCAGUAUAAAAAAUAUAGCUGUCAAUGCAGAGUCCAAUGUAAGUACGAUAUCUGUCAUUGGUAGCUAUGGCAGUACAUCCUCAGCGCCACGGUAUUUCCCUCCGUCAACUACUAGCACGGUUGUGCCGACUGUUUCGAAGCGUCAAACAGCACCACCAAGAACGUCGACGCCACCGCCGCCACAAGAGGAAUCGUUAACGUACGAAUUGAAACCGGCCUUACAGAAUGUCAAACUCACUAAGGCGAAAAAAGUACAAUGCGGCAUCGAGACAUCGGGCCUCUGUUCAGUUAUGUAAACGACACGAGCAAAAUUUUGGCACAUUAUUUAGAAACUAAAUGGAAUGCCUUGAAGGGUUUAACAUUUAUAAAUAGUUUUUCACAUUGGAAUGUGAAUGAGAGAAAUUUUACGCUAUUGUACAUAUGCAUAUACAUAUGUACAAGUGAAUAUGAGUGGAUAUGUGUAUUAUUCUGUACGUUGUUUGGGGAAAUUACAUACCAACAUUGAUGAUGGAUUGUUAUUUUAGUAUGAACAUUUUAAAACAACAACAACAUUAAUGUUUUUAGUUUAAUUUUUUUUACCUUAAUUUUAGAAAUGUAUUGAAACACUUAAUUUUGUUGAAUUCAGCGUACUUUUUUUGGUGCGCUUGCGCAAAUGAAUGUGUGUGCGUGCGUGCAUGUGUACAGUUAAGCGUGUGACUUGAGGUCAAUGCGUUUACAUACACUUUUAAAUACAUUAAAUAGACGCACUCGGUUAAACAGGAGUAUAUUCAAGCCAACCAGCAAUUGCAUUCUCACCGCAACACAUUUGGAGUAUUUAUACCAAUAAACAGAAAAAAUAAAGAACAUUUUGUUAUUACUUAUUUACUUUUUUCACAUAUGAUUUGUAAAAUUUUCUUCAUGAAUAAUAUAAAUAAUAAACUGCAUUGCCUAUAAUUAUGGAACCACAUACGAAA